Messenger RNA from Acaulospora colombiana, 360 nucleotides. The record is from the annotation of a GenBank genome assembly. NCBI's taxonomy places the organism in Eukaryota, Fungi, Glomeromycota, Glomeromycetes, Diversisporales, Acaulosporaceae.
AUGGGUCGAAAGCAGAAGACAACAAGUCAGAUUCUCACGUCAAAUCCGAUUCCAACUGAAUCACAAAAAAUUUCUCGAGUUUUAGGUGGUCGUGGAAAAAAUCUCCAUGAAGUACAAUUUCCUGACGGGACCAUUACACUGUGUUCCUUACCUCCAAAAUUUCGUAAUCUUGUGUGGGUUAAGCGCGGAAGUUAUGUAAUUAUAUCGCCCUCAGAGUCUGAAAAUUCUAGUAAGAUAGGCGGUGACAUCGUGCAUGUUUUAUUCCCAGAACACAUAAAAUACUUAAAGUCCGAAGGAAUAUGGUUAGUAAAAUCACUCAUCGUCUAUGAAGAUUUUCGUGAUGACACUAUAUUGUUAUAA